GCUCAGAUUAUUCAGAAACAAACAUGGAGCAAUGAAAAAAAAAUUAUUGUCCAUUUUGGGGAGACUUCAGCCGGAAUCUUCCUCUCCCCAUGAAUCUGCCAGUAUCCGACUAAUGGUUCUCAUAAGGAACGUCACGAACAAUAUAUAAACUCACAUAUAUACUGAUAAAUACAAUUGACAGAAUUAUAGAAUGUUAACUGGAUUAGGACUAUUGUGUUUUUAAACAAACACUGUUUUGUCAGAGUUCAUGGAAUUUUAUAAAAACAAACAGUGUAUUUGAGACUCAGUGGCGAAUUAAAGGGAAACAGACUUUUACGAACAACGGAGGAAACAGAAUUUACUAUUAGACCCCGCCAUGGCGCACACAAUGCCUGAGGAAGUUCGUAAAAAAAAAUGUUAAAAUAACAAAUGAAGUGAGUUAAAUAAAUAAUAUUUUCUUGAGGGAAAUUAGUCAAAUGAUAUGAAGAACGUAUCUAACUAAAUAAAACAAAAACUAAUAGAUCAGUUGAUGAAAUUCGAUAAUAUUGAUCGUUAUUGAUAAUAUUUCAAUUUAUUUUCCGUCUCUAGUGUGGUUGGAGGGGGGAGGUAAAUAAAUUUUCCAUCUACAAAAUAUAUUUUUGAAAUCGUUAUCAAGAUAUGGAAAAUUUCAGUAAUACUGCAUUUAAUUAUUUAAAAAGCAAUGUUAAAGAAAUUGUUAUAAUAAUUACCAAAUAAAUACUUGUCCAACUAGCUGAGUUUGAUGUUGGCAAUGCUGUGGAUUUGAAUUAUUGCGGGUUCUGUCCUGUUGCUGUUCAAUUUUGUUUUAAUAAUGGAAAUACCGUGCACCCCAAAAUCGAGUUAUAAAGGAGAAAAUAAUAGUGGGAAUUUCUCUCCACUUCUAUUGCCACAAACACCAGCAAUGACCAAAUUAGGAUUCGGAACAAGUGUGAGUGUCUACCAUCUUCAUAGAUCGCCACGAUUUGGUAAUGAGCGUUCUCCUUGGGCCAUAAAAAAACGAAAUACUAGAGCUCAAAGAAAGAUCAUUUCAGAAAGACUGUACAAGGAGGCCAAAAUUUUGAGUUCUUUGAACCAUCCAAAUAUUGUAGGAUUCCGUGGCUUCAUCACUAUACCUGAUGGCAGAGAGGUUCUGUUAAUGGAAGAAUGCACUCAAUCCUUAGGUGAUUUAAUUGAAAGUUUUUGCAACAGUUAUGAUGCCUUAUCUCCUUCCACAAUUUAUCAAGUUGUAGCAAGCAUUAGUCGAGCCCUUCAAUAUCUACAUGAAGAUGAAAAAUUAAUUCAUGGAGAUAUUAAAUCAUUCAAUAUAUUAAUAAAAGGGCAACUAAAUUCUAUCAAGUUAUGUGACUUUGGGGUGAGUUUAAAUAUUGGUGAAGAUGGGACCUCAGAUGAGGAAUAUAUCGGAACAUUACCUUGGACAGCUCCAGAAGCAUUAGAAGAUGGACCUAUCACAGAAAAAGUUGAUAUUUUCGCUUUCGGGCUCACAAUUUAUGAAAUGCUUACACUGAAAUCACCACAUGUGGAUAGUUUUGAUGAAUCCUUAAUGGACUUGACUGGUAAAUCAGAACUGUUGGACGAUUCUGUAGAAGAACCUUAUGGGACUCGUCCUGAAUUACCUUCUUUGGGUGCUGAAUACAAUGACAUAGUCGCUCUAUUUAAUUGGUGCACUGAAGAGGAUUAUAAAAAAAGACCCAGAGCAAGAGAUAUGUUAAGUGCUUUGAUUACUUAAAUACAACACUGUUCACGAACAAUUUCAUUUUAAUCAAAACCUUAUUAAAAAGGACAUGGUUAAAAAAAAAAUUAGAAUAUUAAAAAUAUUUCUACUAAUAACAUAGGGCAAUGGUAGCUAUGACUUUUUUUAUCUUAAAUCAGUUAAGGAAAAAACUAAUAAAUAAAAUGUGACGGAGGCUAGGUUUUGGAUUUAAUACACGAUUUUGUUAUACUUUCUAGCCGUCAUCAUAAACUCUCCUGCAUUGUUUUGUUCUUUAUGCCCUUUUUGGGUCAUUAAGUGUUACCUUUGUGAUGCAUAUGCAGUUGAGUUUCACCAGUUCCCUGUAAAAAAAAUAGAUUAUGAUGAUGGAUUGGGACUGCUGCUGUGAUUUGCAAUUUAUAUGUGUAAAUAAUGAUACAUCAUCAUUUAAUAAAAAAAAAAAAAAGAAAUUUUAUACUGUUGACUGAAUAUUAUAAAUUUUAAUUGUAUGGGUAUUAAAUAUCGUUUGUUACUAUGAUUCAGUAUGUUGAAUGUUAUCAUAUAAAAAUUUAUGAGAAAAUAUAUAUAUAUUUUGGGUA
Messenger RNA from Nezara viridula (southern green stink bug), 2283 nucleotides. NCBI's taxonomy places the organism in Eukaryota, Metazoa, Arthropoda, Insecta, Hemiptera, Pentatomidae. The record is from the annotation of a GenBank genome assembly.